Colletotrichum chrysophilum is the source of this 2505-nucleotide messenger RNA. RefSeq lists its product as uncharacterized. The transcript has 3 exons. The coding region runs from base 1 to 2505 and encodes 834 amino acids. Gene Ontology annotation, molecular function: hydrolase activity, hydrolyzing O-glycosyl compounds. The record is from RefSeq and is a predicted model, not a curated record. Gene Ontology annotation, biological process: carbohydrate metabolic process. Lineage: Eukaryota; Fungi; Ascomycota; Sordariomycetes; Glomerellales; Glomerellaceae.
AUGGGGUCGCAGGUUGACGAGAGGGACUUCACAGCCCUCCUCUCCGAACUGACGUUGGAAGAGAAGGUCGCGCUUCUCUCAGGUCGUGACUUCUCCACAGCAGCAGGUGUUGCGCGCCUCAACAUUCCUCCCAUCAGAGUCGCAGACUCCAUUGCUGGGGUUCGCCCGUCAGGAAUCACAGCCGAUCUCACGACCGCAUGCUUCCCCAAUACGGCCUGCCUGGGCUCAACAUGGGAUGCUGAGCUUCUGGGCCGCAUGGGUGAAGAGAUCGCCAACCAGGCCCGCCUCAAGAGCGCGCAGAUGGUCCUGAGCCCGACAAUCAACAUCCAUCGCGAUCCUCGCGCCGGACGCAACUUCGAGUGCUUUAGCGAAGACCCUCUGCUUUCUGGCCAGCUUGCUGGCGCGAUCACCAACGGCAUUCAGAAGCAUGGAUUCGGAUGUUGCCCAAAGCAUUUCGUGUGUAACGAUUCCGAGACGCUGAGACACUUUUACGAUGUGCAGGCGUCAAUUGAUAGCCGCGGACUGAGGGAGGUCUACCUCGCGGCGUGGCAGCAUUUGCUGAGAACGUCGAAUCCGGCUGGCAUCAUGACUGCGUACAACAAGGUCGACGGCACAUUUUGCAGCGAACACGAGCCAUUAAUCGAGCGCGUCCUGCGAAAAGAAUGGGGUUUCGACGGAAUGGUCAUGAGCGACUGGUUCGCCGUCCACGACGUGGUUGCGCCAGUCAAGGCUGGUCUGGACCUCGAGAUGCCUUUCCCGGUGUUUAGAGGCGGGCGGCUGGUCGAGGCCGUCAAGUCUGGCAAGGUGUCUGAAGCAGAGAUCGACGCCAGAGCUCUCAAGAUGCUGGAGCUUCGCAACCGCACGAGGACAGUCCACGGCGAACGGCCGGAGAGGUCUGAGAUAACCGAGGAAACCAACCAGAUCGCGCGAGAGCUUGCGGCAAGCGGCAUCGUUCUUCUGAAGAAUACCAACGAAGCUCUUCCCUUGGAUUCUUCAAAGACGAACAAGGUCGCCUUGAUCGGAGAGUAUGCUGGUGCGCCCGUUGUAACUGGCGGAGGUAGCGCUUCGUGUACGCCGCAGUAUCGACACUCUCCUCUCGAGCUGCUGAAGAAGGCCUUCUCCGGCGAGAAGGUGCAGUAUGCCGCUGGUGUGCGAACGAGGCGCGUGAUUCCAUUUGCGCCUGCAUCAAAGCUUACCGCGCAAGACGGACGUCACGGUAUCGAUGUCAAGUACUUCAACGAUGACACUCCGGAGCCAAUCUUGACCGAGUUCCAGGAGAAGGCAGAUGUCUGGAUGUUGGGCGAGUUCAAGGCUGGUCUCAAGGUUCCGGGAUCUCACAUCGAGAUCACCACCAAGUUGACACCGGAGAGCACCGGAGAGCACACGCUGGCUGUCCGAACUACCGGAGAAUACUCCCUCACAGUGGACGGCAAGGAGGUUCUCUCCGGGCCGCAGAACAACAUCGCAACGGAGCAGUUCAUCUUCAACCACAUCAAGCUCGAGACACGCGUGCAACUUGCCAUGAACGCGGGGCAAGCCUACGAUAUCAAGCUGAGCAUGAAGUCACGGGACGCUCUAGUGAGAGGCGAGCCCACGCCCUACGCUGCAUCCCUCUGCUUCGAGGAGUAUCGAUCAGAUGAGGCAGGCAUCGCCGAGGCAGUCGAGCUCGCGAAGACAUCAGACGUCAGCAUCGUCUAUGCCGGCCGCAACGAGCAGUACGAGUCUGAAGGCUACGACCUGGAAGACAUCCGCAUGCCAGAGAACCAAGCCUCUCUGAUCAAGGCCGUUGCCGCCGCGUCCAAGAAGACCGUCCUCGUUCUUCACUGCGGCAACCCCAUCGACGUCAGCGCCGUGGUCGACGACGUCGACGCCAUUCUACUCGCACAUUUCCCCGGACAGGAGGGCGCGCAAGCGACGGCGGACAUCUUGACAGGCAAGACGAACCCCAGCGGACGCCUCGCGACCACGUGGUUCAAGACGUUGGAGGACGUGCCCAGCUUCGGCGACUUCCCGGCCACCAAGACCGAGGACGGCAGCAUCGCGCUGAAGUACGCGGAGGGCCUGGGUGUGGGUUACCGGCACGCUGAGGCGGCAAGACGGGCGCGGUGGGCUUUCGGCUACGGCUUGUCGUACACGUCGUUCGCGUACUCGGACCUGGACGCGACCGUCUCGGAGGAGUCGGGUGUAGCCAAGCUGAAGGCGACUGUCAAGGUCACCAACACUGGCUCCCGCGCAGGCAAGGAGGUGGUGCAGCUGUUCGUCAGUCCCGCGAAGGAGACCUCCGUCUGGAGACCCGAGCGCGAGUUGAAGGCUUUCACGAAGGUGGAUCUGCAACCGGGGGAGUCUACGGUGACGACGUUGGAGGUUGAUCUGAAAAUCGCCUGCAGUUACUGGGACGAGGCGCAGAAGGCUUGGAGGUUGGAAAAGGGGAUCUAUGGCGUUCUUGUUGGAGAUCGCCGAGCCGAAAUCUCGGUUGCGGCGGAAUCGGUCUGGAACGGGUUGUAA